CCGGCCCGAGGGGGCGGGCGGGCGGCGCAUCCCGCCGGUGCCCCCGCACACACCGCCCCCCCGCCCUGCUGAUGUGUACGCGGCGGCGGCUGGAUGCGGGGGGAGCGGCUUCGGCGCGGCGUGGGGUGGUGGUGGGGGGGGUGAACCGGGACCGUCUGACGCUGUGUCCUACCCCCGCAGGGAUCCGGCCCCAAGCUCCGGGAACCGGUUAUGGCUUCUAAGCUGUUACGGGCGGUGGUGUUGGGCCCCCCCGGUUCGGGGAAGGGGACGGUGUGCGAGAGGAUCGCCCGCAGCUUCGGGCUCCAGCAUCUUUCCAGCGGGCAAUUCCUACGGGAGAGCCUCGACGGAGGCGGGGAAGUUGGCAUCUUGGCAAAGCAGUAUCUUGAGCGAGGCCUUCUGGUGCCGGACCACGUCAUCACACGCGUGAUGAUGACGGAGCUGGAGAAGCGGCGAGAGCAGCACUGGCUGCUUGAUGGUUUCCCCCGGACGCUGGGCCAAGCCGAGGCGCUGGACAGGAUAUGUGAGCUGGACCUGGUGAUCAGCUUGAACAUACCCUUCGAGACGCUGAAGGAUCGCCUGAGCGCCCGCUGGGUCCACCCGGCCAGCGGGAGGGUGUACAACAUGGACUUCAACCCCCCCAACGUCCAGGGCGUCGAUGACCUGACGGGCGAGCCCCUGGUCCAGCGCGAGGACGACAAACCCGAGGCCGUUGCCGCCAGGCUCAGAAAAUACAAAGAUGCUGCAAAGCCAGUAAUAGAGCUGUACAAGAGCAGGGGCAUCCUUCAUUCCUUCUCGGGGACGGAGACCAACAAGAUCUGGCCGUACGUGUACACCCUGCUCUCCAGCAAGAUCCCACCCGUUCUUUCGGACGAGGAGAACUAAACAGCUUGUGCCAAGGACCAAGAGUUAACGCCGUCACGGAUUUGGUUUCUCUGGGGCUGUGCUCAGAUUAGGUGAUCGUGCGGUAUCUCAAGUCCCUUCCCUGGGUGUGCUGGGUGACCUCCAUGGGUACACCAUUAUAGCCAGUUUCAGGGUGAAAAGAUCUUGGCUUGUAAGGUCAAAUCUGCUAGAAUAAGAUGGGGUUUUUUUCUCUCUUGAGGCUAUACAAUAUUCCUGCCUAUGGUCCAGUACACACACAGAGCUGGGUAAUGAUCAUACCAGGGUUACACAUCUUGCCAUGGUGUCCCUGCUACCCCCAUACAAACCCCAGUCUCUGAGCCUUCAACGUGCCAUCCUUUUCCUCCACAGUACCAUUUACUGCAGAUUACUCUCUAGGUCGUUUCUUUUUUAAAAAAGAAAUACAAAAAUUAUUUUCUAUAAAAUUUGUUUAUCAGAGAAAUAAGGCUCUAAAAAGCGAGACUUAGCCCAGUGGGAAUUGGUGAGCAACGUGGAAAAUAUUUACACUCCAAAGCUCAGAAACAUGGAAGAUCACAUUUCUGAUAUUAAUACACACGAAAGAGGGAAAAUAUUGGGAGGUAAAACACGCUCUUGUGCUUGUUCCGUAGAGAGAGAUGAAACCCCUGUUACAGAGCGCUGCCGUUUUCACGAGCUGCUGUGACACCGAGCAGGACCCGUGCCAGGGAUGAGCCACGCUCCUUUGUGCUUACCUUGUUUAUCGCUUUUCACACUACGAGAUACACUCCUGUUUAUGAGAGUUUCUCCCAAAGAUGUAUUUUUAGUGUCUGCUUCGGUUUUGGGGAGAAAUCGAAUCGUUCCAUCUUCUGUGCUGCCUUUGUCCCUGAGGUCUCCCAGCGAUGGGGUGUUCCCUAAGCGGCUCCAGCAUCCCCAGCAGAAGUGACUCCCUCCCCACGAACCCCCGGAGGGACCAGAGCCUUCCCUUCCCUGGGACACGUGCAGGAGCUGCCGAGGGCCAUCCUCAGGCAUUUCCCCAAGAUUUACAGCUUCCUCUGCACAUCUCGCUCCUCUUUUCUUGCGCAGGAGCUUUGUGUCUGGGUGGGGUGGCUUUUCUCAACUGGAAGUACUGUAACCCCUCUUUGGUGGUAGGAUGCAGUACCUAAGCAAUGGGGACGUUCUUUAUGUCUCCACGAGUUGCCUUAUUUUAUAGAAUAUAUAUUUAAGGG
Molecule: messenger RNA, 2081 nt
Organism: Calidris pugnax (ruff)
Lineage: Eukaryota; Metazoa; Chordata; Aves; Charadriiformes; Scolopacidae
Gene: AK4
Product: adenylate kinase 4
Exons: 5
Coding region: 211-882 (223 amino acids)
Biological process (GO): nucleobase-containing compound metabolic process
Cellular component (GO): cytoplasm; mitochondrion
Molecular function (GO): AMP kinase activity; ATP binding; nucleoside diphosphate kinase activity
Source: RefSeq, a predicted model, not a curated record